Messenger RNA from Tetrahymena thermophila SB210, 3033 nucleotides. Its product is annotated as MIZ zinc finger protein. The record is from RefSeq and is a predicted model, not a curated record. Gene Ontology annotation, molecular function: SUMO ligase activity. Gene Ontology annotation, biological process: protein sumoylation. Lineage: Eukaryota; Ciliophora; Oligohymenophorea; Hymenostomatida; Tetrahymenidae. The transcript is spliced from 7 exons.
AACAAAUAGAAUAAAUUGAAAAAAAUAAGAGAAGUUUGGAAAAAAAAUAUAAAAAUUGAGAAAAUUAUUAAAGUGUUAAAUAUUAAUAAAAUAGAUACAAAUAUUUAGGUAAAUUAAUAAGAAAUAGCUAUGAGCGAUCCUUUAAAUGAUAUGUUAAUAGAAGAUUAAUAACAAUUUAACUUGAUAUGCUAUAACUCCUUAGUCCCUCUUUACUCACCAUAUUAUUUUCAUAACCACAAUAUGGUAGUUUACAACGAAGAUCAAUUAGAAAUAAUUAAGAAGAAAUUAGUUGAUCAUUAUUAAAUUCAUUAAAAUUGCAUGAUUGACGAAGAAUGCUAAAUUGAUUUCAGUAGCCUUGAAUUCUUAAAACCUAAAAAGCAAUUAGCUUUUCAGGAACUUCUAAAUUAGAGGGUUUUGAAUACCUCUCACUAAGAGUACAUCCAAUUAGAAGAUAACCACUCAUGUGGAAAUACAGAUACAUAAUAUUUUUAUAAUAAUAAGAUUUACUUACCUUUUAAAGAAGAUGAAUAUGAAAUGACUGAUUCUAUGAUUUCAUAAAAUCCCUAGAUCUUUUAGAUGUUAAACGAUGAAUUUAUAGCAGCUCAUUUAUAUUGGCAAAAUAUAUUUUAGUUUAUGGCAAAUGAUGUUGAUUUAACAGAAGAUUAACAUUUUGAACUAUAAAAAAAUUAUAAAAAUAAAAACUUUUACAAUUUGUGCUUACUCACUGGAGAUAUUGUGUUGAUUCCAAUCAGACUAAAUGGUUGCAAUCAUUUAGAAUGUUUUGACUUAAAUUCAAUAUACAGAUUUAUAGUAAAAUAAAAAACAGCGACUAUUUAAUGCCCUCUUUGUAGACACGAAGCUAAUUUUUUUGAAGAGAAAGACAGUUUUUAUUUAGAUAAAAAACUAUUAAAAGUAAUAAAUAAAAACACUAGUUACUCACCAGUUUGGAAAUUUAUUUCAGAUGAGUUUGGUAUGCAAGAUAUUUUAAGAUCUAAUACAAAAUUGGAUAUUUCAAAAUCAAAUAAGGUCUUUUGGAAAAGCAAAAAAGAUGAAAAUUAUAUUAUUCAAUUAAAGUAGCAUUAUCAAAAUUUUGUUGGCAGAUUAAUAUAAAAUUGCAGUUAAAAUAGCAUCUAUCCUAUUCCUGUUAGGUGUAUAAAAUGUUUUGAUUUGACUAAGUAUUGUGACCUAGCUUAGUAACUACUCACACCUGAUCAAUGCUUGUGCUGUAACUAAUAACUAUCAUGUAAUAAUGAUGGGUUUUUAGACGAACUUAGAAUCGAUUUCAUACUUUUAAAUGAAAUAACAAAAUAUGCUCAAUUAACGAUUUAGUCUUUUUUUGUUUUGGGUCAUAAUAAUGGAUAAGUUUUUUUAUAAGCCUCAUAUUAAGAUCUCACAGGAAAGAUACAAAAGGUGUCUGAUAACUCUUAUAUCUAAAAUGCAUUAGUAAUUAGAUUAGAUAUGUUUACAGGCUAAAGGAUAUAAGGACUUCCAAUCAGGUGGAAAGAUUGCAACCAUACAAACUGUAUAGAUUUAAAUAACUAUUGCAAUUAGGAACUUCCAAGGUAUUGUUUGAUGUGUAACAAGACAUAUGAACUAACUGAUUUAGUUUGGGAUGAAGUUAUUUUUAAUUCUUUAUAGUAUCUUCCAUAGAAUGAUAAUUUAUAUUACGAUUACAAUUCGAAGCAAUACGUACUCUCUGAUAUUUAAUUAAGUUAAUCAAGCGUAAAGGCUUAAGGGUUUCAAGCAAACUAAUUUGCUUAGAAUAAAAAUGUUGAACCAUCGUUAGACAAUUAAAAAUCACCUUCAAAUACUUAAAAUAAUAUUAAUAGUGGUGCUCGAUACAAUAAUUUUAUGGAAGGCCCUACAACAAUGCCAACUAAUUUCAAAUAAAUGAAUGUAACAUAAGGAUAUUAAGAUUAGAGCAACCAAGAAUAAAAUAUUUAUAAAAAUAGAACUGAUGGCUAUCAAAAUAUAGAUUAGUCAAAGUAAAACUUUACUCAAACACAAGGUUUAAAGCAAUAGUAAAAUUAAGUACCAGACGUAAGAGAUAAUAAUGUUUAAAAUAAACCUGGUUAGUAAUAGAAUGCUUUUAAAAAAACACUUUAGGAUGAUUGUUAUGCAAAUGCAUUUAAAAAUGGAGUUUAAAAGUAUCACUAAAUGUUUAAUCUAAAACCAAAUACUUGCCAAACUUAUUAAUUUUAAAAUAAUUCUCCUGCUGAUUAAGCUGAUCCAUCUAUAAUUGGUUAGAAUAACCUAAAUACAUUUAGUCAAUCUAGCCAAAAUAUGUUUUAAUAGUAGGGUUAAGGAUUUUAGAAUCAGUAAUAAUAGCUUAAUUUAAAUAAUAAUUAGUUUUAAUAAUAAUUUACCAAUAAUUAAUAACCAGUUGUAAUGCAAGAUACAUUUGAUAUAAAUUAGUCAGCAAAUCCUCUGUAAUAAGUAUACUAGUAACAAUACUAAAAUCAUCCUUAAGGGUAACCAAUUACCUUUUAAAACGUUUCUUUUCAAUAAAACCAAACUCACAUACCUCAACCACAAAUCAUUCCUGGUUAACUUAUAAACUAAAGCGUUUAAUAAAAUGAAUAAAGAAGUGCUUAAUUUUAACAAAACUAAUAUUCCUUUUAAGCUAACUUCCCUGAUGCUAACAAUAUAAAUUUAAAUAACUAUAAUUAAUUUAAUACAGCAUAAUUUAAUCCAAAUUAAAUGAGCUAUCCUAAUCAGAUCCAAAAUUAGAUGCCUUAAGCUUUUUAAAAUUAAAUUGUUAACCCUUUUAUUCCUAGUUAUUAUGAUAUAAAUUAACAAUUUGUACCUUUUGCUAGAAGCAAUAGAUAAGUAUAGUAAAGAGACAACUAUAUAGCCAAUAACGUCAUCAAUAAUCCUUCUUAUUAUCAAUAACCUGAUAAUAUCAGAGUAUCUAUUCAGCCAUAAUAAGUACAACAAAAUUAGCAACAGCCACAAUAAAGCUAACCAAUCCAAGUUAGAGAAAUAAAUAAAAAUGGUAAAACAAUAAUCUUUAAAUAAGUUACUAAAAAGUGA